UCCUAGGAAAAAGUAGCGAGCUGAGCUUGGUGCCACUCGUUCUUGCGUUUAAAGUGGUGUCAUCUGAUAAAUGAGACGUUUCGUUGGAAAAAUUCCAUGACCUAUGUCAUCGUGAUCCUUCCCCAAAUUUUUUUCUACAAAUUUGACUGUAGUACUUGUACUUUUUUUAUCUAGCUGGUCGUGGUCGGUCGGUGCUCCAGUAUGAGCACAUGAAUCAUUCAAUUCUUGUGGCAAACUCGCACGUCGGGAGACAGGGAGAGUGUGUGUGUGUGCGUGUGCGCGCGACGAGACAGAGAUCACGUGCAAAAGUCCAUAUAGAAUUGUUAAAUACGAGCAGCACAAGGCAGGAAGUUAGAACAAGAAGGGGAGAGAGAGUGAGAGAGUCGAGAGCGUUUUCUUGAUCCUGAGCGUUCGGGUGGAGUCUGGCCGAUCUGGGGAGGAAGAUGGAGGAGGUGGAUCAUCUUGCGCACGAAAGGAGCACUGCCCAAUUCGAUGUGGAGGCCAUGAAGGUGGUCUGGGCGGGAUCCAAACACGCCCUCAGUGUCUCCGAUCGAAUGGCCCGCCUCGUCGCAUCUGACCCAGAAUUCCGCAAGGAUAACAGGGUUACUAUGGGCAGAAAGGAGUUAUUCAAGAACACCUUAAGAAAAGCAGGUCAUGCAUGGAAGCGGAUUAAUGAGCUCCGUUUGACUGAAGAAGAAGCUUCAAAGUUGAGAUUUUUUAUUGAUCAACCAGCAUAUACUGACCUGCAUUGGGGUAUGUUUGUGCCUGCUAUAAGAGGGCAGGGUACUGAUGAACAACAUGAAAAGUGGUUACCGUUGGCAUAUAAGAUGCAGAUUAUUGGCUGUUAUGCACAGACAGAACUUGGUCACGGUUCAAAUGUUCAAGGCCUUGAGACUACAGCAACGUAUGAUAGGAAUUCAGAUGAAUUUAUCAUCCACAGUCCCACAUUGACUUCAAGCAAAUGGUGGCCUGGUGGCCUAGGUAAAGUAUCAACACAUGCAAUUGUAUAUGCACGUUUGAUUGUUGAUAAUGAAGAACAUGGCAUACAUGGAUUUAUUGUUCAAUUGCGAAGUUUGGAAGAUCAUUCACCUCUUCCUGGUAUCACUAUUGGGGAUAUUGGCAUGAAAUUUGGAAAUGCAGCCUACAACACAAUGGACAAUGGAGUUCUACAGUUUGAUCAUGUGCGCAUCCCCAGAGAUCAGAUGUUAAUGCGGGUUUUGCAGGUCACAAGAGAAGGAAAAGUUGUGCAAUCUGAUGUGCCUAGACAGCUUAUUUAUGGGACAAUGGUUUUUGUGCGUCAGACCAUUGUAAUAGAUGCCUCAAAUGCACUGUCACGAGCUGUUACUAUUGCUGUUCGAUAUAGUGCGGUUAGAAGGCAGUUUGGUUCUAAAAAUGGGGGUCCUGAAAGCCAAGUGAUUGACUAUAAAACACAACAAAGUAGGCUGUUCCCUUUGCUGGCAUCUGCAUAUGCGUUCAGAUUUGUUGGUGAGUGGUUGAAAUGGCUGUAUCAGGACGUGACACAGAGGUUACAAGCUAAUGAUUUUUCAACAUUAGCUGAAGCUCAUGCAUGUACUGCUGGUUUGAAGUCAGUGACAACCUCUGUGGCUGCUGAUGGAAUUGAGGAAUGUCGGAAGCUAUGUGGUGGCCAUGGAUAUUUAUGUAACAGUGGUCUUCCCGAGUUGUUUGCUUCUUAUGUUCCUGCAUGUACAUAUGAAGGAGAUAAUGUAGUAUUGCUUCUUCAGGUUGCACGGUUUCUUGUGAAGACUGUAUCUCAGCUGGGUUCGGGAAAGAAGCCUGUUGGUGUGACUGCAUAUAUGGGGCAUGUGGAGCACUUGAUGCAGUGUAAAUGUGGUGUCCAAAAAGCUGAAGACUGGCUGAAGCCUGAGGUCAUCUUGGAGGUAUUUGAAGCAAGGGCAACAAGAUUAGCUGUUGUUUGUGCCCGGCAGAUUGGAAGUGCAGCAAACCCAGAAGAUGGCUUUGCUGAGCUCUCUGCUGACCUACUGGAGAUGGCAAUUGCACACUGUCAAUUGAUUGUCGUUUCCAAGUUUAUUGAAAAGUUGCAGCAAGAUAUACCUGGGGAGGGAGUUAAACGGCAGCUCCAGGUGCUUUGCAACAUCUAUUGUCUCCAUCUUCUUCAUCAACAUUUGGGUGAUUUCCUUUCAACCAGCUGCAUCACUCCUGAACAAGGUCUUCUUGCCAAUGAGCAGCUGAGGUCUCUCUAUUCUCAGGUACGUCCCAAUGCUGUGGCCUUAGUUGAUGCAUUUAACUAUACCGACCAUUAUCUGGGUUCAACCUUAGGCCGGUAUGAUGGCAAUGUCUAUCCAGCUCUGUAUCAAGAGGCGUGGAAGGAGCCCCUGAAUGAUUCAGUUGUGCCAGAUGGUUACUAUGAAUAUGUGAGGCCUCUUAUUAAACAGCAGUUUAGGUUCUCUAGAUUAUAGGCCUGGUCCUGAUUGCUAGCUGCUGCUUAUGUUAGAACCAAAUUGACCUUUUUGAGUAGUAUAAUGAUAAUUUGCCAAAGGAAUAUUGGACAAUUCGAUAUUAUUCUAUAAAUGAAAUGGCAGAGCUUCAGUUUGAAAGUUUGUGCAUC
Nymphaea colorata (pocket water lily) is the source of this 2587-nucleotide messenger RNA. Its product is annotated as peroxisomal acyl-coenzyme A oxidase 1-like. Gene Ontology annotation, biological process: lipid homeostasis; fatty acid beta-oxidation using acyl-CoA oxidase; long-chain fatty acid metabolic process. Gene Ontology annotation, molecular function: fatty acid binding; FAD binding; acyl-CoA oxidase activity. Lineage: Eukaryota; Viridiplantae; Streptophyta; Magnoliopsida; Nymphaeales; Nymphaeaceae. Gene Ontology annotation, cellular component: peroxisome. The transcript has 14 exons. The record is from RefSeq and is a predicted model, not a curated record. Bases 444 to 2438 code for a protein of 664 amino acids.